Orbicella faveolata is the source of this 520-nucleotide messenger RNA. Its product is annotated as dynein axonemal assembly factor 8-like. Gene Ontology annotation, cellular component: axonemal microtubule. The record is from RefSeq and is a predicted model, not a curated record. Lineage: Eukaryota; Metazoa; Cnidaria; Anthozoa; Scleractinia; Merulinidae.
UUUCUAGUAAAACAUGUGGAAGUCAGACGAGAUUGUCUCAAGUAGCGAUGAGAGCUUUGAGGAAGAAAUUUCCACCAGUAAUUCUGGAAAGUUUGACAGUGCCACUGGUGCAUGUAAACUGAAAUCUGUGUUUGACGAUAUUUUCGCCGAUAUUCAAGCCAAUAUUCCUACGCUGGAAUUGGAAAAUUCCUCAGAGGAAAGUGACAAUGAUGAAGAGCCAGUCUUGUACACAAGAGAGGCAUGGCCAUUGUCACCAAACAUUGCAUUACAAACAAGCACACCCAGUAAUAAGGUAAACAAUUCACCUGCAGCCAGUGCAUCAGACAGUGGACUCUUCCUUGCCAGCACAGAUGGACACACAACAAGUAGUUCAUCAAUUUCCGACUGUGAACAGGUUUGUUCAAAAUGAUUAAUGGCAUAACCUCCAAAAACAAACAUAUCUUUUCACUGGAAUGUUCGUGUUCUUUCUUGAACCACAUGAGAAAGAGAUUCACGCAAUUCAGGCUGGACACUGUACCAU